CUCUGUUACAGUAGGGUGUUACCUGAGGCUCCGCAAACUUGCUGCAAAGAUGUCACGAAUUUCAGAGGUGGAUGAGGCACUGCGCUCCUUCGCAGAGAAGGUCUUUGCUUCUGAGGUGAAAGAUGAGGAGACCAGGCGAGAGUUCUCUCCUUUUGAUGUGGAAGAGAUCUGCCCCAUCUCACGUGAGGAAAUGAGAGUGCACAUGAUGCUUCGGGAGACCUCUGCCACAGCAGAAAAGCGGAGGAAGCGCCUGUUUCACUUGAAGACAAUUGCACUGGCAAUCCCUGUGGCUCAGAAAUCCACAACCAGACUGUCUGAUAUUGAUGAGGUUAUCUCUACCUCCCCCGUGUAUCAGACUGUACCUCACUUCCAACGGGUACAGAUCACAGGGGAUUAUGCCUCUGGGGUGGCAGUUGAAGAUUUUGAAGCUGUCUGCAAAGGGCUGUACCGUGCCCUCUGCAUCCGGGAAAAAUACAUGCAGCAGUGUUUGCAGAGGUUUCCCAGGACCCCAUCUCAGUACCUGAGUGCUAUUGAAGGCAAAGUCUGGAGGGCGAGUGACACUGGCCCAGUGUUCACCCCACCAGUGAAGGAUGGACAGGAUCCCUUUGAAACUGGGAAUCUUGCUGAGGACCUGGGAUACCACCUCCAGAUGAAGGAUGGGGUGGUGUACAUCUACGAAGAUAAAGCAGCAGCUGACAGAAACGAACCAAAGGACCUGCCCUACCCCAGCCUUGAGUCCUUCAUUGCUGACAUGAACUUUCUGUUGGCUCUGAUAGCACAGGGGCCUGUUAAGACCUAUGCCCAUCGGCGCCUGAAGUUCCUCUUAUCCAAAUUCCAAGUGCAUGAAAUGCUAAAUGAGAUGGAGGAGAUGAAAGAGCUGAAGAACAACCCCCAUCGGGACUUCUACAACUGCCGGAAGGUGGACACACACAUCCAUGCUGCAGCCUGCAUGAACCAGAACCAUCUUCUGCGUUUCAUCAAGAACUCGUACUGUGUGGAUGCUGACCGUGUAGUUUACGAUGCCACAGGCAAACAGCUCACCCUGAAACAGCUUUUCAAUAAGCUCAAUAUGCACCCCUACGACCUGACAGUGGAUUCCCUGGAUGUCCAUGCUGGCCGGCAGACAUUCCAGCGCUUUGACAAAUUCAAUGACAAGUACAACCCUGUGGGUGCCAGCGAACUGCGUGACCUCUACCUGAAGACAGACAAUGCAAUAAAUGGCGAGUACUUUGCUACCAUCAUCAAGGAGGUUGGCUCUGAUCUGGAGAAAGCCAAAUACCAGUAUGCCGAACCUCGUCUCUCAAUCUAUGGGCGAUCAGCUGAGGAGUGGCACAAGCUUGCCACUUGGUUCAACAAACAUCGGAUCUAUUCCCCCAACAUGAAGUGGAUGAUCCAAGUACCCAGGAUUUAUGAUGUGUUCAGGUCUAGGAAUUUCCUCCCACACUUUGGGAAGAUGCUGGAAAAUCUAUUUAUUCCUGUGUUUGAGGCAACUAUCAAUCCUCAAGCCCACAAAGAGCUGAGUGUCUUUCUACGCCAUAUCACUGGCUUUGACAGCGUGGAUGAUGAAUCAAAGCACAGUGGACACAUGUUCUGCACUAAAAGCCCAAAGCCAGAGCAGUGGACUUCUCAGAAGAACCCAUCCUACAGCUACUAUUUAUAUUACAUGUAUGCCAACAUCCUAGUGCUUAACAACCUACGCAGGCAGCGUGGAAUGAACACGUUCCUCUUCCGUCCACACUGUGGAGAAGCUGGGGCCAUCACACAUCUCCUGACAGCUUUUAUGACAGCAGAUAAUAUCUCCCAUGGUCUGAACCUCAAGCAGAGCCCAGUGUUGCAAUAUCUGUACUUCCUUGCCCAAAUUCCCAUUGCUAUGUCCCCGCUCAGCAACAACAGCCUCUUCCUGGAGUAUGCAAAGAAUCCAUUCCUUGACUUCCAUCAGAAGGGCCUCAUGUUGUCCCUUUCUACAGAUGACCCCAUGCAGUUUCAUUACACCAAGGAACCCCUGAUGGAGGAGUAUGCCAUCGCUGCCCAGGUCUUCAAGCUCAGCACCUGUGACAUGUGUGAAAUUGCCAGAAACAGUGUCCUACAGAGUGGCAUGUCCCAUGAGGAGAAACUCAAGAUCCUGGGCGAAAACUACCAGGAGGAGGGGCCCCAAGGCAACGACAUCCGGAAGACAAACGUGGCGCAGAUCCGCGUGGCUUACCGCUACGAGACCUGGUGCUACGAACUCAAUCUCAUCGCUGAGGGCCUCAAAGCCGACUAGGCGUGCGGCCGAGCUCCUGG
This is a messenger RNA of Calypte anna (Anna's hummingbird), 2283 nucleotides long. RefSeq names its product adenosine monophosphate deaminase 1 (gene AMPD1). The record is from RefSeq and is a predicted model, not a curated record. Gene Ontology annotation, cellular component: cytosol. Gene Ontology annotation, biological process: IMP salvage; AMP metabolic process. Gene Ontology annotation, molecular function: AMP deaminase activity. The coding region runs from base 50 to 2263 and encodes 737 amino acids. NCBI's taxonomy places the organism in Eukaryota, Metazoa, Chordata, Aves, Apodiformes, Trochilidae. The transcript has 15 exons.